Messenger RNA from Dacryopinax primogenitus, 1584 nucleotides. RefSeq names its product thioredoxin-like protein. Gene Ontology annotation, cellular component: endoplasmic reticulum. The record is from RefSeq and is a predicted model, not a curated record. NCBI's taxonomy places the organism in Eukaryota, Fungi, Basidiomycota, Dacrymycetes, Dacrymycetales, Dacrymycetaceae. The transcript has 9 exons. The coding region runs from base 1 to 1584 and encodes 527 amino acids. Gene Ontology annotation, molecular function: protein disulfide isomerase activity.
AUGAUAAUCUUCUCUGUAUGGGGAGCUGUUCCCUUAUCCACCGCACUCCUUUUCACUUUCUCACUCGUAUCUGCCGUUCCCAUUGCUGCGCAAGCUGAAUGGCCUCAGCUCACGGAUUCCACGUUCUCGUCAUCCCUCUCCCGCGGUCUAUGGUUUGUUGAAUUUUUCAGUCCUCAGUGCAGUCAUUGUAAGAAGUUUGCUCCCACAUGGGAAGCGUUGGUUGUCGCAAAGACGAAGCAAUGGGGCCCGUACGGAUUCUUCAUGGCCCAGGUCAACUGUCUAGCGCAAGGAGACCUUUGUGAUGCGAAUGGUGUCGAGGCCUAUCCAACACUGAAACUAUUCCGUGAUGGCGUCGAAGUCAAGAAGUUCUCAGGGAAGCGGUCUUUUGAGAAUGUAUCAGACUUCAUUGAUGCCAACACCCGUGAAAUCCUCCUCCAAAAAGACGCUGUCACCCGGCUAGCUUUGGGUGAAGUACCCAAUCCAACAGGAGAAGUUUUAGUCCUAGAUCCCGAAUCAUUAGACGCACACAAGUCGAAGGGAAUACCCAUGUUUGUCAAGUUCUAUGCUCCAUGGUGCUCACAUUGCAAGCAUCUCGCUCCAAAGUGGAUAGAACUUGCCGAAGCGGUGAAAGGUAUCCUUUUGAUAGCUGAAUUUAAUUGUGAGGCCAAUAAGGCUGCCUGCAAGAAGGAAGGUGUUCCUGGAUUCCCUCAGUUGGUCUUGUUAGUUUUCCAAGGGGGGGAGAAAACCGAAUACCGUGGGAAGAGAGAGCUGGCAUCUAUGCAGGAUUGGGCGACGAAUGCUGUAUCUGCGAGUGGCGUAUCUGAUGUUGGCCUGCGUGAAGUUGAGGCAUUGUUGGGGAGACAGCCCGUCUUUUUCCUAUACAUGCAUACCCUAAUGUCAAAUCGUGAAGAAGUCGAAGAGGUCCAACGUACUGCUCAGGUCUUGCUUGGCACACCGCCCUUUUAUAAAACGCGAGACCCGGACGUAUAUAAUCUUCUCGGUGUGGAUCCCAAUCGCGGCCCGGCUUUGGUCGCAGUGAAGGAUCAUGAGCCUAGAGCCGUGGCGACAUUUUCGUUAUCUGUCCCCUAUGAGCGCGAGUCUACUGUAGCAUGGCUGCAAUCGCAGAAAUUGGCAACUUUGGCAGAACUCAAUACGCACAACUUCGACGAGGUGAUGAGAAAUCCUUCGAAGCCGAUCGUCGUUUUGGGCGCCUUCGAUGGAAGUACGUCGCAGGACCAAGCGGUUCUUUUGCAGAUCUCCAGGGAAUGGCGAGACCGCGAUACAAAGGUCUUCAAUCGACCGGUGGUCUUCGUCUGGAUGGAUAAGACGAAGUGGACUAAAUGGUUGAAGAGCAUGUACGGUAUCAAAGUCACCAGUGGAGCGGCCGUUGUUAUCUCGGAUCAUAGCGUUCUCAGAUAUUAUGAUCGUGAUGCGACUGGUCAAAAAAUUUCCCUGAACCAGCAGAGUAUUUUUUCUGCCCUCGAUGGUAUCGAUCGGGGCACGGUGAGCAGCAAGCAUUCAGAGAAUCUCGCCGAGCGCACCAUUCGAGUGAGUGGUUUUCGCUCGUUCGUUUCAUGUUCUUAA